UUCGUGCGGCUUGUUUUGGGAUCAUGGUGAGUUGGAUCAUGUCAGGCGGGUUCUGCAGGGUUUCCUCUGUGCUGUGCAGGUUCUCCUCAGUGUUCAGUAAGCGCAGGUUUGUUUCUGCGGGCUCGGUUCGGUUCAGUUCCGGCUUUCAGGAGCGGCUCUGCCGGCCUCUGCUGUCCGGCACUGUGGAUCGGUUCGGCGGCGUGACGGUUCGAGACUUUCCGCCGGACAUCAGCGAGGACGAGUUUGAGGAGCUGCUGAGGGUGUCUCUGCAUCAGUGGCGUUCGGAGCGUCGGGUCGCCGUAUGGCUGCACGUCCCCAUCUCUCUCAGCAGACUGUCUGCAGCGGCUGCGCGUCACGGCUUCAGCUUCCAUCACGCCCGCAGAGAUGUGGCCGUUCUCAGCCUGUGGGCCGGACACGGAGAAGACAGACUGCCUGCGUUUGCCACACAUCAAAUAGGAGUCGCUGGUGCUGUUGUGGAUGAAUCCAACGGCAAAGUCCUUGUUGUUCAGGACAGGAAUAAGACUAAGAACGCUUGGAAGUUUCCUGGUGGUUUAUCAGAUCUUGGAGAAAACAUCGGUGAGACGGCCGUUCGGGAGGUUUUCGAAGAAACCGGGAUCCGAUCAGAAUUCCGAUCUCUCCUAAGUAUUCGUCAGCAGCACAACCACCCGGGAGCGUUCGGGAUGUCCGACAUGUACCUGAUCUGCAGACUCAGCCCGCUUUCGUACGAAAUCGACUUCUGCACGCAAGAGUGUCUGCGCUGCGAAUGGCUUGAUCUGAACGAGCUCGCCAAGACCAGCGAGACGACGCCGAUCACGAGCCGCGUCGCCAAACUUCUAGUGUACGGACUGGAAAAGGGUUUCCACAACAUUGACCUCACGAUGGAGCAGCUGCCGGCGGUUUAUUCCGGCAUGUUCUAUCAGCUUUACCACCGGCGGCUGCCAGAGACGCACUCUCUUCAGAAUAAAGAUUCAAAAUAAACACUUUUACAUUCUUAGAAACAAAUGUUCUGUAUGGAACUUUAGGGUUCUUGACGGAAUUUUAAAGAUUACUUUAUGCCAAGAAAGGUUAUGUUUUAAAUGAUUGCAUGAUACUUUCAUGUUUAACAGGUUAUUUACAUUUUUCUAGUGAUGAAUUAUGAUUACAU
Megalobrama amblycephala (Wuchang bream) is the source of this 1144-nucleotide messenger RNA. It is a transcript of the gene nudt6, whose product is annotated as nudix (nucleoside diphosphate linked moiety X)-type motif 6. NCBI's taxonomy places the organism in Eukaryota, Metazoa, Chordata, Actinopteri, Cypriniformes, Xenocyprididae. The coding region runs from base 24 to 977 and encodes 317 amino acids. The transcript is spliced from 5 exons. Gene Ontology annotation, molecular function: NADH pyrophosphatase activity; ADP-ribose diphosphatase activity; NAD binding. The record is from RefSeq and is a predicted model, not a curated record.